GGCCCGGCGCUUGCAGGCGCGGGUCCGCAAGCCGGUGCGCUCGACGGCCUCUGCCGCCGCCCCGCCUGCCUCCACCCCUAGCCCAGCUGGCGACGCCCCUGCCGCCGCCCAUGCCACCCCUCCUGCCGCCGCCCCUACCACCGCUCCUAUCCCAGCUGGCGAGGCCUUCGCCGCCGUCCCCGACGCCGUCGCUGCCGCCGCCCCUGCCGCGCCGGCGGCGCUCCGGCCACAGCCGUACCGGCCACCCCAGCGGCGCUCCUCAGGGGCGUCUCCGGCGCCCACCGGCCCGGCCUCAGUCACCGCCCCUGCCACUGCUCCUGCGGCCGCCUCUGCCGCCGUCACUGCCGCCGCACCUGCCGCCGCCCCUGCCACUUCGGCAGCGCUCCGGCCACAGCCGUACCGGCCGCCCCAGCGGCGCUCCUCAGGAGUGUCUCCGUCGCCCACCGGCCCGGCCUCAACCACCGCCCCUGCCUCCGCCCCUGGCCCAGCUGGCGACGCCUCUGCCAUGGCUCCUGCCACUGCUCCUGCCACUUCUCCUGCCACUGCUCCUGCCGCCGCCCCUGCCGCGCCGGCGGCGCCCCGGCCGGCGCCGUACCGGCCACCCCAGCGGCGCGCCUCCUGGACAGUCUCCGGCGCCGGCCGCUACCGCAGCGGCGGCGCAGAAGGAGUGCGGUAGCAAGAAGGACGGCCGGUGUGCCUGCAAGGGCGCCAGUCUCGAGCAGGUGCCAGCGUGCGACGUGCCGGCCACGCCCAUCAAGGACGAGAUCUGCCCCUUCCACGAGGAGGAGUCGGCCUUCUCCGAUGCCCUGAGGAAGAAUCAGGAGCUGGAAUUUGACAGAAACAGUGAACGCUUCCAGUUUCUGAAGUGGGGCUCGGCGGCGUUCGCCAACAUGCGCGUGCUGCCGCCGGGCUCGGGGAUCGUACACCAGGUGAACCUGGAGUACCUGGCGCGCGUCGUGUUCGACACGGACGACCUACUGCGGCCCGACUCGCUGGUCGGCACCGACUCGCACACCACCAUGAUCAACGGGCUGGGCGUGCUGGGCUGGGGCGUGGGCGGCCUGGAGGCCGAGGCGGCCAUGCUGGGCCGGACGGUGGGCCUGACGCUGCCCCAGGUGGUCGGUUACAAGAUCACUGGCCGCUGCAGUCCGCUGGCCACCGCCACAGACAUCGUGCUCACCGUCACCAAGCACCUGCGCCAGGUGGGCGUGGUCGGCAAGUUCGUCGAGUUUUUCGGGCCCGGCGUCAGCCAGCUGUCGAUCGCCGACCGGGCCACCAUCAGCAACAUGUGCCCCGAGUACGGCGCCACCGUCGGCUUCUUCCCCGUCGACGGCCGCAGCCUCGACUACCUGCUGCAGACGGGCCGGCAGGCGGACCGGGUGGCUGUGAUGCGCGCCUACCUGGCGGCGGCCGGCCUGCUGCGAGACUACGCGGCGCCCGCGCAGGACCCGGCCUUCUCGCAGGUGGUGGAGCUCGAUCUGGCCACGGUCGUGCCCUCCGUGAGCGGGCCCAAGCGGCCGCACGACCGCGUGGCCGCCAGCCAGCUGCGCGACGACUUCCUGCGCUGCCUGUCUGCCGAGGUGGGCUUCAAGGGCUUUGGCGUACGGCCGGAGCGGCUGCAGGAGCGGCGUCAGAUCCGGCUGGGAGGCCGCACGUACAGCCUCGGCCAUGGCUCGGUGGUGAUCGCCGCCAUCACCUCCUGCACCAACACCAGCAACCCGUCCGUCAUGCUGGGCGCAGGCAUCCUGGCCCGGAAGGCGGUGGAACGCGGCCUGUCGGUGCCGCCCUGGAUCAAGACAUCGCUCUCGCCCGGCUCCGGCGUGGUCACGCACUACCUGCAGGACAGCGGCGUGCUGCCGGCGCUGCGCCAGCUCGGAUUCGGCAUCGUCGGCUACGGCUGCAUGACCUGCAUCGGCAACAGUGGUCCGCUGCCGCGGCCCGUCGUCGAGGCCGUGCAGGAGGCGGACCUGGUGUGCUGCGGUGUACUCUCCGGCAACCGGAACUUCGAGGGGCGCGUGCAUCCGCACGUGCGCGCUAACUACCUGGCGUCGCCGCCGCUGGUGAUCGCGUACGCGCUGGCCGGCCGGGUCGACAUCGACUUCGAGACCACCCCGCUGGGCACCUCUGAGAACGGCGACGUGUACCUGCGCGACAUCUGGCCGAGCCGGCAGGAGAUCCACGAGCUCGAGUCCAAGUCGGUCAUCCCGGCCAUAUUCGCCGACGUCUACUCCAAGAUCACCAAAGGGAACGCCAGCUGGAGCUCGCUGCAGGUGCCCGACUCGGACGUGUACCGCUGGCAGGCUGCGUCCACUUACAUCCAGCCGCCCACCCUCCUGCAGGGCAUGACACGGGAGCCGCCGCCGCUGCAGGACAUCGAGGCGGCGCACGCGCUGCUCGUGCUGGGUGACAGCGUCACCACCGACCACAUCUCGCCGGCCGGCAGCAUCGCCCGCAGCAGCCCGGCCGCCCGCUACCUCACCGCCAUGGGCCUGACGCCGCGCCAGUUCAACUCGUACGGCUCGCGACGCGGCUGCGAGGCGGUGAUGGUGCGCGGCACGUUCGCCAACACGCGGCUGGCCAAUCGGCUGCUGCGGCCGGCCGGGCCGCGCACCGUGCACCUGCCGUCCGGCCUGACCAUGGACGUGUUCGACGCGGCCGAACGGUACCGGGCCGAGCAGCGCCCGCUGCUGGUGCUGGCCGGCCGCGACUACGGCUGCGGCUCGUCACGGGACUGGGCCGCCAAGGGGCCCGCCCUGCUGGGCGUGCGCGCCGUGCUGGCCGAGUCGUUCGACCGCGUGCACCGCAGCAACCUGGUGGGCGUGGGCGUGCUGCCGCUGCAGUACCGGUGCGGCGAGUCGGCGGCGGCGCUGGCGCUGAGCGGCCGCGAGGCGCUGACCGUCCGGCUGCCGCGGCCGCUAACGCCGCGCGCCGCCGUCGACGUUCAGACGGACGACGGCCGGAGCUUCCAGGUGACGGCGCGGCUCGAUUCGGAGGCGGAGGUGACGCUGCUGCAGCACGGCGGCCUGCUGCGCUACAUGGUCCGCCAGAUGCUGUAGACGUGCCGCCCAGGUCUGACCUGACCUAACCUGAUCUGAUCCGACCCGAUCUGACCUGACCUGACCUGACCUGACCUGACCUGACGUCGGGGACGCGGAACUUUUUGACCGGGCGGUGAGCCCGGUCAGACGGAGCUUGAUCCGAACCCGGUCGCUGGGCGGCGGCCCACCCGCCGCCAGAUCCAAACCGAUGCGACCUGGCCUGAAUUGACCUGAACAGACCUAGUCUGCUCUGACCAGGCCCGCUGUGACUUGAUAGGACCUACCUUGGACCUACCUUGACGUUUUCAGACUGCGCCAUACCUGACCUGACACGACCUGCUCUGGACAGACCAGACCUGAUAUCACCAGACCAGUCCCGACCAGACCUGACCAGACCAGACCAGACCAGACCAGACCAGACCAGACCAGACCAGACCAGACCAGUUUUGGGUUAGCCUUUAGCGGCAGGUGACGACCGUCUGCUGUUUUGCCCUGCACUCAUGUGUUAAAUAGUACUUAUUGAUUUUCUUGGUGCCUUUCAGUAGACAAUCUUCGUUCAGUAGCUUACUGGACGCGUGCAACGCGACAGUGUGCGAUUGAUUCCGUGGCUAACCUUAAUCGGCGGGGUGUUUGAUGCGUUUUGGCGCCAAUAUGUGGGGACCACCCGCCGACUGCGUCAAUGGUGUGGACUGUGCGCUCGCCGGCAGGCGCUGCUGCGUAUGCAACUGGUUAAUCCGCGUGGUAGAAUAUACGGUGACUGUAUCAG
Messenger RNA from Pollicipes pollicipes, 3804 nucleotides. Its product is annotated as cytoplasmic aconitate hydratase. The record is from RefSeq and is a predicted model, not a curated record. Lineage: Eukaryota; Metazoa; Arthropoda; Thecostraca; Pollicipedomorpha; Pollicipedidae. Bases 111 to 3056 code for a protein of 981 amino acids. The transcript is spliced from 14 exons.